AUGCAUGGGGCAGACGUAAGCAUUCAUGGGCCAGUGUGCGCCAGGUUCCUGGUGCAUGACUGCAGAUCAGCCUAUAGCAUGCCAGAUUUUGAAGAAAUAAAUUGCUGGUGGAAAGAUGUAAAACUGGGAAAGCUGCCCCGCAAGGGCCUUGAAGAUGAGGCAGAACACGGAGAUAACCCCGUUUACCUCCCGUUAUGGCGGGGACUGGUUAAACCCAGCCGCUCUCUGGCGGGUGGGACCGGCGGUAGGGACGAUCCCCCGGGAAUCACCUCAGCGAGGCCGCCGGCCUGGCGCCUCAGCGAUUCCCCCGCUGCCCCCAACAAUGCCAGCCCCUGGCAGCUGGGGGAGCAGGGGGAGGUACGGCCCCGGUCCGUGGAGCUGGGGCUAGAGGAGAGACGCAUCAAGGCCAAGAUUGAGGAGCUGGAGGAGGAGGACGGGGACGAGGGGGACUCCGAGGCGGCCUUCUCCAUGGGCAGCUGUUGCAGUAGCCUGCUGCAGAUCUUCAAGUCCAAGAAGUUCCAGUCGGAGAAACUGGAGCGCCUCUAUCAGCGCUACUUCUUCCGGCUCAACCAGAGCAGCCUCACCAUGCUCAUGGCUGUGCUGGUGCUGGUCUGUGUGGUCAUGCUGAUCUUCCAUGCCGCACGGCCACUAUGAGGUAUCCUACGUCGUGGUGCUCUCUCUGGCAUCCUGCUGAUGGUGGUGCUGUGCUUGGUGUGCAACCGCAACGACUUCCACCAGGACCAUAUGUGGUUGGCGUGCUACUCUGUCAUCCUGGUGAUCCUGGCAGUGCAAGUGGUAGGGGUUCUGCUGGUGUGGCCCAGGAGUGCUUCGGAGGGCAUCUGGUGGACCGUCUUCUUUAUCUACAGCAUCUACACGCUGCUGCCAGUGCGGAUGAGGGCUGCGGUCAUCAGUGGGGUGGUGCUCUCUGCCAUCCACCUGGCCGUCUCCCUCAAGAUCAACGCGGAGGAUAAGUUCCUCCUGAAGCAGCUGGUCUCCAAUGUUCUCAUCUUCUCCUGUACAAACAUUGUAGGCGUGUGUACCCAUUACCCAGCAGAGGUGUCCCAAAGACAGGCUUUCCAGGAGACCAGGGAAUGCAUACAAGCCAGGCUGCAUUCUCAAAGGGAAAACCAGCAGCAGGAGCGUCUCCUGCUCUCUGUACUUCCUCGACAUGUUGCCAUGGAGAUGAAAGCUGACAUUAAUGCCAAACAGGAAGAUAUGAUGUUUCAUAAGAUCUACAUCCAGAAGCAUGACAAUGUCAGCAUCCUCUUUGCAGACAUAGAGGGUUUCACAAGUCUGGCCUCCCAGUGCACUGCUCAGGAGCUGGUCAUGACGCUGAACGAGCUCUUUGCCAGAUUUGAUAAGCUAGCAGCGGAGAACCACUGUUUACGUAUCAAGAUCCUGGGUGAUUGCUAUUACUGUGUGUCUGGGUUGCCAGAAGCAAGAGCUGACCAUGCACACUGCUGUGUUGAAAUGGGAAUGGAUAUGAUAGAGGCCAUCUCAUUGGUCCGGGAGGUGACGGGAGUAAAUGUCAACAUGAGGGUUGGAAUCCACAGCGGGAGAGUUCACUGCGGGGUCUUGGGCCUUAGGAAGUGGCAGUUUGAUGUGUGGUCCAACGACGUUACGUUAGCCAACCACAUGGAAGCAGGGGGCAAAGCUGGGCGCAUCCACAUAACAAAAGCAACCCUGAACUAUCUCAAUGGAGACUAUGAGGUGGAGCUGGGCUUUGGAGGGGAACGCAACGCUUACCUGAAAGAGCACAGUAUUGAGACCUUCUUGAUUGUACGGUGCAGCCAGAAACGGAAAGACGAGAAAGCCACAAUAGCCAAGAUGAACCGUCAGCGCGCUAAUUCCAUCAGCCAUAACCCGCCACACUGGGGUGUUGACCGGCCCUUUUAUAACCACCUUGGAGCUCACCAGGUCUCCAAGGAGAUGAAGAGAAUGGGUUUUGAGGACCCCAAGGACAAGAAUACACAGGAAAGUAUGAACCCAGAAGAUGAAGUGGAUGAGUUUCUGGGCCGUGCCAUUGAUGCUAGAAGUAUUGAUCGGUUACGCUCUGAGCACGUGCGCAAGUUCCUCUUAACAUUCAGGGAGCCUGACUUGGAAAAAAAGUACUCCAAGCAGGUGGAUGACAGGUUUGGAGCCUACGUGGCUUGUGCCUCCCUAGUCUUCCUCUUCAUCUGCUUUGUUCAAAUCAUAAUCGUGCCACACUCUACAUUUAUGCUGGGGUUUUACCUGACCUGUUUCCUGAUCCUGACCACAGUGGUGUUUGUUUCAGUCAUUUACUCCUGUGUAAAGCUUUUCCCAGCUCCACUCCAAACCCUUUCUAGGAAGAUUGUACAGUCCAGGACCAAUAGUACCUUAGUUGGAGUCUUUGCCAUUAUCCUGGUUUUUCUAUCUGCCUUUGUCAACAUGUUCAUGUGCAGCACUGUGGAUCUUGCCAGCUGCAUGGCUGCAGAAUACAACAUCACACCUGACCGGGUGGACAUAUGCCUUAUCAGCAACCUGACUUCCAACUACAGCCUGGGCACCUUGCAGGGAUUCUGUGACAGUCCUUUGCCCAACUGCAACUUUCCAGAGUACUUUACCUACAGUGUCUUAUUGAGUCUCCUGGCCUGCUCUGUGUUCCUUCAGAUCAGCUGUAUUGGAAAACUGAUCCUUAUGUUAAUCAUUGAAUUUAUAUAUGUUCUCAUUGUGGAAGUGCCAGGGGUCAACCUUUUUGACAAUGCAGAUCUCCUGGUUACAGCUAAUACCUACGUGUCUGCAAAUGCAACGUUACCAUGCUCUCCAACGACAAGAGUUGCGCUGAAGAUUGUAACCCCUGUCAUCAUUACCGUCUUUGUCCUGGCGCUGUACUUGCAUGCCCAGCAAGUGGAAUCCACUGCAAGGCUCGAUUUCCUCUGGAAACUCCAGGCCACUGAAGAGAAAGAAGAAAUGGAGGAGCUACAGGCCUAUAACAGACGCCUCCUCCACAACAUUUUGCCAAAGGACGUGGCAGCCCAUUUCUUGGCUCAGGAGCGGCGAAAUGAUGAACUGUACUACCAGUCCUGUGAGUGUGUGGCUGUCAUGUUCGCCUCCAUAAGCAACUUCUCAGAGUUUUAUGUGGAACUGGAGGCCAACAAUGAAGGGGUGGAGUGUCUAAGACUGCUCAACGAGAUCAUUGCUGAUUUUGAUGAAAUAAUAAGUGAAGACCAAUUUCGGCAGCUGGAGAAGAUCAAGACCAUCGGCAGUACAUACAUGGCUGCGUCAGGCCUCAACGAUUCCACUUACGACAAGGAUGGGAAGACACAUAUCAAAGCUCUGGCUGAUUUUGCCAUGAGGUUAAUGGACCAAAUGAAAUAUAUUAAUGAACAUUCAUUCAACAACUUCCAGAUGAAGAUAGGCCUCAAUAUUGGUCCUGUCGUAGCUGGGGUGAUCGGAGCACGCAAACCCCAGUAUGACAUAUGGGGCAACACGGUGAAUGUAGCCAGCCGAAUGGACAGCACAGGUGUGCCUGACAGGAUUCAGGUAACCACAGACAUGUACCAAGUUUUAGCAGCCAACAACUAUCAGCUGGAAUAUCGAGGGGUCAUUAAGGUCAAAGGCAAAGGAGAAAUGACCACCUACUUUCUAAAUGAAGGGCCUCCGAUUAGUUAG
Molecule: messenger RNA, 3633 nt
Organism: Charadrius vociferus (killdeer)
Lineage: Eukaryota; Metazoa; Chordata; Aves; Charadriiformes; Charadriidae
Gene: ADCY5
Product: adenylate cyclase 5
Biological process (GO): cAMP biosynthetic process; adenylate cyclase-activating G protein-coupled receptor signaling pathway; adenylate cyclase-inhibiting G protein-coupled receptor signaling pathway
Cellular component (GO): plasma membrane
Molecular function (GO): adenylate cyclase activity
Source: RefSeq, a predicted model, not a curated record